CUCUUACACUCACACUCACACUCGCACACACUACACCUCCACCACUCACUUCGCAAAACACACUCACAUCGCGCUCUGCUCUUUUCAUAAGCAGUCGCACGAAACGUUGCAUCAAUCCUACCACUCGACCCCGAGAAACCCCCCAGAAAGCAGCGGUUUAUGAGCAUCGAGAAUCUUAAGACCUUCGACCCCUUCGCCGAGGCCGAUGAGGAUACUGGCGAGAAAACCAAGCAAACACAGAACUAUAUCCAUAUACGCAUCCAACAGCGUAAUGGCCGCAAGACCUUAACCACAGUCCAAGGACUGCCGAAGAAGUUCGACCAGAAGAAGAUCCUCAAGGUCAUCAAGAAGCAAUUCGCCUGCAAUGGCACCAUCGUAACCGACACCGAGAUGGGCGAAGUCAUCCAGUUGCAAGGCGACCAGCGCAAGGAUGUGCAGGAGUUCCUGACCAACAAGAAGGAAGGCCUGGGUCUCGAUAACAAGGACAUCAAAGUCCACGGUUUCUAGACAGCUUCGCGCGACGAGCGCGACCGCCCCGCUGCAGUGAGCCACAAGCCAAUCUCAUCUAUCGGCUUGGGUCAACCCCCUCCUGAAGCGGAAAGCGGCUGCUCCGAAGCUGGAAACCGGCAGGCACGCAGCAACAAUGACAAUCACUAGGAUCGAAGGAGACGGGUAUUUUCAGUUAGUUUGACAGAAGAUAGGGUCACUUUCUUUUCCUGGGUUUAAUGCCAAGCUGCAGUGUGUAUUUUUCUAUAGGACGAGCAGUCGGUCAUCAUUUUCUAUCAGAACGAUAAUGGCUUAUUGCAUUCGAAUUUGUGCCACCAUGUGUUUCUCUUUGCUACUCAUGUCUGAAUAACUUCCUUGGCUAUUAGCCUCUAUGAAUUGAAAGAAUGACGAAAGCUAAGCAUCGUGGUGUCAAUAAUUUAUACAAUAUUAGGAGGGCCUACACUCCUAUAGUCCUACAG
Messenger RNA from Aaosphaeria arxii CBS 175.79, 965 nucleotides. Its product is annotated as eukaryotic translation initiation factor SUI1. Gene Ontology annotation, molecular function: translation initiation factor activity; RNA binding; ribosomal small subunit binding. The coding region runs from base 160 to 507 and encodes 115 amino acids. Lineage: Eukaryota; Fungi; Ascomycota; Dothideomycetes; Pleosporales. Gene Ontology annotation, cellular component: eukaryotic 43S preinitiation complex. The transcript is spliced from 3 exons. Gene Ontology annotation, biological process: translational initiation. The record is from RefSeq and is a predicted model, not a curated record.